UGGUGAUAGAUACCAAGCAAGGUUUCCUUUUCUCUCUAAUCUCUGCAAAAAUCGUUUCGUAUUGGCUGGAGCCUGGAUCGGCAUAAGAAGGAUCGAUCUGGCGUUCAUGCAUCUCUAGCUGUUGCCGACUCAGCGGAUCCCUGCUCUCGAAUUUUUUUAGAUUCCUUCCGUCAUCUCAGUUGCGUUUUCCGGGUGAUCGUCCGUCUGUUUUGCAAUCAGUGGAAACCAAAAAGAAAAAAGUAGAUCUGGGAAUUGUUUUUAGAAUUUUGCUUUGGAUAUUUGGUUACUUUUGCAACCACCAGUUUUAGGAAUCAUUCGUGUUAGGCAGCAGCCAUGUUCUAUGGCACAGCAGUAUGGGAUCCUUGGCUUAUCGUUGGCCAGAUUAUAUGCCUUCAGUGCUCCUUCUAUCUCUCCCUUGGAGUCUUCAUGGUUCUCUUUCUUGGCCUUCGUGUUCCUCGCCUUAGCCUUGUCUACUUCUUCGAUUACGCCACUCUCACCACUUCUACCCUCACCGGCUGGUGUGUCAUUGCCUCUUUCCUCUUCACUUCCCUUGCAGUGGCUGUGUACAUGAUAUUUGUGGUGGAGCGAGCGCGGAAAUGCCUGGAUUUCUCUGCAACUCUCUACAUCAUACAUCUCUACUUGUGCAUCCUCAAUGGUGGAUGGCCUUCCUCUAUGGCAUGGUGGGUUGUUAAUGGCACGGGGCUUGCUGUUAUGGCGUUGCUAGCUGAGUACCUCUGCAUUAAACGCGAGCAGCGUGAGAUUCCUAUGGAUCGUUUCCAUUCAAGGGUUUGAUGAACAAGUGAUGUAUGUACAGAGAUGAGAAUUGGGCAAAAGAAGUGUUUGGACUACUACUACCUCUGCCUGCAGCUUUUUAGUCACUUUGAAAGUUUUUAACACUUUGGAACACGUUUCUUUGUUGCAUCCCUUUCAAUUUUAUGGAGAGAAAAAACACGACUCUUGAAUGCUUUGAAGUUGCUUCGUGCUAAGUUUGUUAUCGUCUCA
Raphanus sativus (radish) is the source of this 1002-nucleotide messenger RNA. RefSeq lists its product as uncharacterized. The coding region runs from base 334 to 792 and encodes 152 amino acids. Gene Ontology annotation, biological process: protein localization to Golgi apparatus; Golgi to endosome transport; Golgi to plasma membrane protein transport. The transcript is spliced from 3 exons. Lineage: Eukaryota; Viridiplantae; Streptophyta; Magnoliopsida; Brassicales; Brassicaceae. The record is from RefSeq and is a predicted model, not a curated record. Gene Ontology annotation, cellular component: trans-Golgi network; Golgi membrane.